GCCCGGCCUCCCGCCCCGUGCUGCCGCCUCCAUGGGGCUCCUGUCCAAGCCCGACGCGCGCCAGGGUAGCGCCGCCUCUGAGGGCCGAGCCGGCUGCAAACCCCGCUCUAUCUUCAGCAACAUUAAGGUGUUCGUGCUGUGCCAUGGCCUCCUGCAGCUCUGCCAGCUCCUGUAUAGUGCCUACUUCAAGAGCAGCCUCACCACCAUCGAGAAGCGGUUUGGCCUCUCCAGUUCUUCCUCAGGUCUCAUCUCCAGCUUGAAUGAGAUCAGCAACGCCAUCCUCAUCAUCUUCGUCAGCUACUUUGGCAGCCGGGUGCACCGUCCAAAGCUGAUUGGCAUUGGGGGUCUUCUGCUAGCUUUGGGGGCCUUUGUCCUCACCCUCCCACACUUCCUUUCAGAGCCUUACCAAUACACCAAGACCAUCAUGGGGAACAGCAGCCACCCCCAGACCGAGCUCUGUCAGAAACCCUCGCAGGGCCUAACCCCCAGCAAGUGCCACGGCAGCCCCCAGGACUCUCGGAAGGAGACCAGUAGCAUGUGGGGCCUGAUGGUGAUGGCCCAGCUACUGGCAGGCAUCGGCACGGUACCCAUCCAGCCAUUUGGGAUCUCUUAUGUGGACGACUUCUCGGAGCCCAACAACUCGCCCCUGUACAUCUCCAUCCUAUUUGCCAUCGCUGUGUUUGGACCAGCUUUCGGGUACCUGCUGGGCUCGGUCAUGCUGCAGAUCUUUGUAGACUACGGCAGGGUGGACACAGCUUCUGUUAACUUGAGCCCUGGAGACCCCCGAUGGAUAGGAGCCUGGUGGCUGGGCCUGCUCAUUUCCUCAGCCUGCUUGGUUGUCACCUCUUGCCCCUUCUUUUUCUUUCCUCGAGCGAUACCCACAGGAAUAGAGAGGACUCAUUCUGUGAUGGAUGAAGCAAGGAAGAUGGAAGAGGCCAAGUCAAGAAGCUCCCUGGUGGAUUUCAUUAAAAGGUUCCCCCGCAUCUUCCUGAAGCUCCUGAUGAACCCACUCUUCAUGCUGGUGGUCCUGGCCCAGUGUACCUUCUCCUCCGUCAUCGCCGGCCUCUCUACCUUCCUCAACAAGUUCCUGGAGAAGCAGUACGGCGCCUCCGCGGCCUAUGCCAACUUCCUCAUCGGUGCUGUGAACCUCCCUGCUGCGGCUUUGGGGAUGCUGCUUGGAGGGAUCCUCAUGAAGCGCUGUGUUUUCUCUCUGCAAACCAUUCCCCGUGUGGCUGCCACCAUCAUCAUCAUCUCCAUGAUCCUCUGUGCCCCUCUGUUCUUCAUGGGCUGCUCCACCCCACUCGUGGCAGAGGUCAACUUCCCCAGCACAUCAAGUUCUAUACGUCCACAACCUCUCUCCUGCCGCCGGGACUGCUCGUGCCCAGAUUCUGUCUUCCACCCGGUCUGUGGAGACGAUGGGGUUGAAUACCUCUCCCCUUGCCACGCUGGCUGCAGAGAAGUCAACGUCAGCUCUAUAGCUCUCAAGCAACCGAUCUACUUGAACUGCAACUGCAUCAACGGGGGAUCUGCUUCAGUGAAGACAGGCCCGUGUCCCAUCUCCUGCGCCCACUUCCUGCUCCCGACCACCUUCCUCAUCUCCUUCGUGGCGCUCAUAGCCUGCAUCUCACACAACCCGCUCUACAUGAUGGUGCUGCGUGUGGUGAACCAGGAGGAAAAGUCCUUCGCCAUCGGAGUACAGUUCUUGCUGAUGCGUCUGCUGGCCUGGCUGCCGUCUCCAGCCCUCUACGGCCUCACCAUCGACUACUCCUGCAUCCUGUGGAGCUCGAAGUGCUCGGGGAGGCGAGGGGCCUGUGCCUACUAUGACAACGACGCUCUCCGGAACAGGUAUCUGGGCCUGCAGGUGGCCUACAAGGCUCUGGGCGCCGCGCUGCUUAUCUUCAUCAGCUGGCGGGUGAAGAAGAACAAGGAGUACAAUGUGCAGGAGAAGGCUGCCAGCCUCAUCUGACCCUCGGCCUCAGCUGCUGCCCUGCUCCUGAGAGGGACCUGCCCCCACACCUGGCCAUAUUUACUAACGUGAACACGCCGCCUCCUUUCUGUUUCGUAAAUGAGAAAGAAAACCCCGUCACCGUUUGCCUUCCCUGUCCCCUCCUCCCAGAGCCCACCCAGGGUGCCCAUGGGCCCGGUGGGCAUGGAGCUGGAGGGCUGGGUCUCUCCUGGCCCCUUGGGCGAGGCCCCCCCCAGGCCCAGUCUCAUCCUGUGCGAUGGGGAUGCUCACUGAGGCAGCCCCGCCGACCCCUCACCAGCUCUGUGGUUUCUCUGUGGGGAGACUCUGGGUAUCUGCCCAGAGGCGGGAGGGAGGGGGCUGAGUUAUUACUGACCAGAGCCAGGCUAGGGGAGGGGGCGGCUGGCUGCAGUCCCUUUUGUAUCUGGGUUCAGCCCCAGUACAGAGCCCAGGAAGGGCUGACUUGCUUCCACUCCGAUCCUUGCUUCCUGCCCAAGAGGCUGCUUUGGAAGCUCUCACGUCGGGAAGUAUGGCCAGUUGGUCCUCUCAGUUACCCACACUCAGGACCAGAGCUCGGACUAACACCUGAAGACAGGCCAUCCAAAUGGUGUUCACGUUAACUGUAGACUCUUCUGUACCCGGGUCUGUGUAGGUUUAUCUCCGUCUUUCCAGGAGUAUCUCUCACAUUAAGAAAGUCACACGGUGCUGCAGACCUGUGGCUGGUUAUGGAUGGCCAUGACACCCAGCCCCCACCCCACAGUGGGGAGACAGGACGCCUCAUCUCAGAGUGAUGGGAAGACCACCUCCCCUAAGCUGACUCGGGUGCAGACGCGGUGGCUUCACAUGGAUUUCCCCAUCUGGACUCUAGCCUGUGGGUCAUGGAGUAAAGAGAGGCUGUCAGGGAUGUCAGCAGUCAGGUUAUGAAGUCCAGCAAAUGUCAAAAGCCGUCAAGCUGUCUGGCCUCCGGUAGCCCAUAGAGUAGAGGCCCAAGAGGUGGACUUCCCUGGCUUUGAACAUGCUUGUGCUUAUUAGCAUUUUCUCAGCCUCUUCUCACUGCCUCCAGAGAGGUGCGUGCCUUCCCCGGGCUUGGGCUGAGAGGUGCUGCUGCCCUGGGUGGAGGUUCAGAGUCAGAAGCCAACAAAGGACUCCUUUCAUCCACAAAUAUUUAUUGGAGACCAACUUUGUGCAAGGCAGCACUGGGGCAUGGUUCUCCCUGGAGCUUCCCUGCCCUCCAUCUACACUAAGGCCUCCUCCCAGAGCAGGCUCCCUGGGCAGGGUGGGGGACACACAGCAAGAACCUGGAGAUUAUCAACAGAACCUUGGCUGUCCACGCCCCACCAUACUGAGUCUGCUCCUGGGCUUUACCACAUGGGGAGCUGACUUACCAUGUCCUCUGGAGCUGCUGGACGUCGGUCGUGGUCACAUGCAGAUCUCUUGAGUGCCACUGCUCUUAGAAGACCCUUCCAGAAGCCACCUCUGGAAAGGCCUCGUAUGACGGAAUGUCAGUGGCCACAGUGCCAUGGCCUGAAUGAAGUCUUUAUGAAAGUCACUGUCACAGACAGCCUGAUUCCAAAGCCACCAGCUCUUUUCCACAGAUCUCACUCAGGAAGGGAAGCUCCAUGCAACCUCCGAAGCCAGUUUCAGCCCUUUCAGUGGUCAUGCUUGGAAAAUGAUUCUCUGCAACUAACCCUGGUUCUUCUCUCUGCAAUUUAACCAAAUUCUGAAGGCACUGCCUUUCGCUGAGCUCAUGAACAAUGAAUGCCAGCCUUCAGAUUCUAGAAGAUGGUUGCUAUUCCAAGCCUUUUUUUCUAUUUUGAUAUUUCUAUUAAUAUAAUGUAACUUGGUCAUGAA
Cervus elaphus (red deer) is the source of this 3814-nucleotide messenger RNA. RefSeq names its product solute carrier organic anion transporter family member 2A1 (gene SLCO2A1). NCBI's taxonomy places the organism in Eukaryota, Metazoa, Chordata, Mammalia, Artiodactyla, Cervidae. Gene Ontology annotation, molecular function: prostaglandin transmembrane transporter activity; protein binding. Gene Ontology annotation, biological process: sodium-independent organic anion transport; transmembrane transport; prostaglandin transport. Gene Ontology annotation, cellular component: membrane. The record is from RefSeq and is a predicted model, not a curated record. The transcript has 14 exons. The coding region runs from base 32 to 1966 and encodes 644 amino acids.